UUCAAAAGCCCCUCACAAGCGACAGAAGACUUUCCAUACAAUCCUUACCAUCCAUACAAUUUCACAUCUAAUGCAGAUAUGACCGCUGGUGAAGCAUCUGCUAAGCUAUGUCAUCGUCAAAGACCGCGCUGAAAGCCAUCGGCGCAGCCAUCAAGGCUCAGAACUACGACGAAGCGGUACAGCAAUCCCGGAACUUACUUGCAUCAGAUCCCAAAAGCUACCACGCGUUGAUAUUUCUUGGAUUCGCCCUCGACAAACAGGCCAAAUAUGCCGAAGCCGAGACCGCAUACGAUGCAGCAACCAAAAUCAAAGAUUCUGACCCUCAGGCUUGGCAAGGCCUUAUUCAGUUGUAUGAGAAACAAGGUGGUGAUACGCUUUCUCGGUACCAGGUUGCUGCAUUAAAGUUGGCUGAGAUCUAUCAAAAUCUGGACGAUAGAUACAAAGCCCAGGAUGUUGUGGACAAGUUUCUUGCGUUCGCAAAGAACCAAGGCACGCGUAUGCAACACAAACACGCAUAUGAGAUCGUCUUACCAACUAGUCCGAUAUACGAGUUCCUGGAAGGAAGCAUUCCGCACCCAGCACAAACGUAUCAAAUGAUGGCCCAACUUACAGAAUUUGACGAGAAGGAACGCAUAAAUAAAGAGAUUGGCGAACGAAGAACGAGAUUAGGUGCAAAGGUCGGUCAGGUCACAAUAGAAGUCAAACGCGAAGUAUUACGAGAUAGUGAUCUGGAGGACUUGUACGCCAAGAUCAUAGACUGGAGCAAUGACGACGAAGUUCGUCGUCAAUAUGAGGAGAAGCUUCUUCAGCGAUGCCUUGACGCUUUAACGGUUCUUCCACCAAAUCAGGAGAAGAAGGAGAAGCGUGCUAAAGUACUCAAGUUGGCUAAUGACAUGGUGAUAAUCAAACAUCCCUACAAGUUAGCGUGGGACAUUGCAAUUGAAUGGAAGGAUGUGGAAAACAUUCAAGACCUGGACGCGAAUAUCUUACGUGAAUACAUCGCGUUUUUUCCAACAAGUGGUCUUGCUCAAGUGUUGCGUGGAUUCAUGACGAGCGAGAUAUCUCCAUUUCCUCCACCACCGCCCGCCCAACCCCAAGCUCGAAUUGAACCAGCGUCAGAUGAGAGUGAAGAUGAAGACGAAGAUGGUGGAGGAGUUGCUCUAGAUGCUCCAUUGAUCGGCGAAGAGCGCCUUCUGGUGAUGACUGAAGGCAUGUCUGACGCGCCGAAGUCAAUACUUGCCCACCGGUUGAUGGGGGAAUACUAUCAGUUUCUGGAUGAGCAUGAGAGUGUUGUAGAGCUGAUGCGCAAUGCGCGACGACUGGUUAUGGAUGAAUCGAAUAAAACUGGAGUGCCGUUUGAGCACUCUUCUGAAGCAAUCACUUCACUCCUCGGGACUGCACUGGUUUUCUAUCAGUCACCAAAGAACCACCCAGAGGCGAAAGCUCUAUUCGAAGGACUUCUGACUAGAAAUCCUACUUCAACUCCCGCUUUGAUAGGUAUUGGUUUGAUCUAUGAGGAAGAAGAAGACUAUCCUGCGGCUAUUGAUUUCCUAGAACGGGCACUCGAAAGAGAUCCAAGCAACGUUCGUAUCAAGGCUGAGGCUGCUUGGGUUAGAGCACUCGGCGGCGAUUACGCUAAAGGCAAACACGACUUGGAGGCUUGCCUUCCUAAAAUUGAUCCCAAAGACCUUCGAUCUCGUGAUCUACUAGCUCAGACACAAUACCGGGUAGGAGUCUGCAUGUGGAAUAUCGAUACUUCCAAGGCUGCCAGGAAAGCUAGAGAUGGAGCUUACUCCCUUUUUAUGGCUGCAUUGAGGAGUAACUUGAACUUUGCACCAGCCUAUACUAGUCUGGGGAUAUUUUAUGCCGAUUAUGCAAAGGACAAAAAACGAUCACGGAAGUGCUUUCAAAAGGCGUUCGAGCUUUCGUCAUCCGAGGUGGAAGCUGCGGAGCGGUUGGCCAGAUUGUUUGCCGAACAAGGUGAAUGGGAACUUGUUGAAGCUGUUGCACAACGAGUAGUCGACUCUGGAAAGGUCAAGCCCGCACCUGGUUCCAAGAAAAAAGGCGUCAGCUGGCCCUUUGCUGCGCUUGGGGUGGCGGAGCUGAACAAGCAGGACUAUGCAAAGAGCAUCGUGUCAUUCCAGUCCGCACUACGAAUUACGCCCAAUGAUUAUCAUUCAUGGGUUGGUCUUGGUGAAAGCUAUCACAAUUCUGGGAGGUAUAUUGCCGCCACGAAAGCUUUCCAGCAUGCAGAGAAGUUCGAGCAUGAAAUCGAGCAACAAAAGUCUGGUGAAACUUGGUUUGCAAAGUACAUGCUUGCAAACGUCAAGCGAGAGCUUGGUGAUUAUGACGAUGCUAUCCAAGGAUACCAGUCAGUUCUUCAAGGCCGUCCAGGGGAAUACGGUGUUUCCAUCGCCUUGAUUCAGACUCUUGUUGACAGCGCCUGGGAUGGAAUCGAUAAAGGCCUCUUUGGACACGCAGCUCAACGUGCAACCGAAACUAUUGAUGCGGCUCUCAUACUGGCUAAAACUACGGCAACUGCUUUCAAUCUUUGGAGAGCCGUCGGAGAUGCUUGUGCAGUCUUCUCGUGGGUUCCGAACCGCAUUUCGGCCUUUCCAUUUAGUAAUAUGGAGCAAUUGCUACUGGCCGGAGAUGCAGACGAUGCCUAUAAUAUAUUUACUGAUGUUGAUGGUGUCGGUCUCGACCUUGUUCGUGCCAAAGGACUCUUUCCAGACGAUGAACAGCAUGGGCUAAACUUGACACGCUGCUUGCAUGCUGCAAUAUUAUCCCACAAAAGAGCCAUACACGCCUCGGCUCACGAUAUGCAUGCCCAAGCAGUUGCAUACUACAAUCUUGGCUGGAUGGAGCAUCGAGCGCACGUCUGUCUAUCUGCGGGGCUGAAGAAGAGAUCUACUAGAUAUUUGAAAGCAGCCGUACGUUGUUUCAAAAGAGCCAUCGAAUUGGAGGCGGGUAAUUCUGAAUUCUGGAACGCGCUUGGUGUUGUUACCAGUGAGAUGAAUCCAAAGGUAGCACAACAUUCAUUUGUACGGUCUCUGUUCUUGAAUGAAAGGAGCGCCCAAACCUGGAGUAACUUAGGGGCACUCUACUUGAUACAAAAUGACAUUCAGCUCGCAAAUGAUGCAUUUACCAGGGCUCAAUCAACGGAUCCAGACUUUGCGCACGCUUGGGUCGGACAGGGGCUCAUUGCUCUUAUGACAGAUAAUCCGAAAGAAGCCGAACUUCUCUUUACUCAUGCCAUGGAAAUAUCAGAUUCUUCCUCAUUGAUCACAAAGAGACAAUACUGUCAGUCGGUAUUCGACCAAAUACUUGCAUCAAAAGAAGGUUCAAGCAUCACAGAUCUUGUACAACCACUCUUUGCUCUAAAUCAGUUGCAAUCUAUGGCUCCUGAUGAUCUGGUGUACCAACAUCUAUCGACUCUCUUUCUGGAGAGGAUAGAUAAUAUUUCAUCGGCAGUGGAGACUCUGUCAAAAAUAUGCACCACCGUCGAGGCAGACUACGAAGUUACCGAAUCGCCUGCCUCAUUUUCCCGUUUUGCUUUAGCAAAGGCAGACCUUGCUCGAUCACAACUGGCAGCUGGUCUUUAUUCCCAAGCUAUCGACAGUGGAGAGACAGCCUUACAGCUCAGUGCUGAAGACGCAGGGAAUGACCUCUCCACGACGGCGCGUCAGAAAUGCAGGCUCUCCGCGCAUCUCACCGUCGGCUUGGCACAUUAUUACUCUGAUGAUCCAAAAGCCGCCCUUGAAUACUUCCAACCAGCUCUUGAGGAAUCCAAUGGUAACCCCGAUGCUGUAUGUCUGCUAGCGCAGGUCCUGUGGGCUAUAGGUACCGAAGAGUCGAGAGGCAAAGCUCAGGAAUAUCUUUUCGACUGUGUUGAGAGCCACCCCGACCACGUGCAAUCGGUACUCUUGCUCGGUGUCAUCGCUGUGUUUGACAAGGAUGAUGAAAGUCUCGAGGCUGUCACUGCGAGCCUUCAAGACUUGCGGGCCACGCAUACCCUCACAGAUCGAGAACAAACCCAUGUAGGCGAGAUCCUCCGUGCAAUCGCCGCAUUAUCCGAAGGCGACCCCGAGCAGAUGGUAAUGGCGGAGGUACAAACUGAUAUUUUCUUGCAUCCAAAUCAACCACAUGGCUGGGGCCGUCUGGCCGAGAUAGGAGGGGAUGAGUAUGCGGCCGAUAUGUCGUUGAAGACUGCUAUGAAAGUCGUCCCUCCGCGAGGUGAGCUGGAGGCUAGUCAGCUUGCAGAGGCUUUCGCAGGAACCGGGAGAGUUGGGGAUACACAAACGGCAAUCGUGCUCGCGCCUUGGAAUAGCGUUGGCUGGGAUGCAUUGACUGGGUAUUGAUGAGUGAGGAUGAUUCAAUGAUUCUUUGAGCCACGCAGAGAUGUAUGUCGUAAUGACUGGCAUAAUGAACAAAAGCAAUUAAAAUAUUAGAUUUUCUACAUCCGAUAAACUGUCUACACCACCCCUCCUCAUUAGCACCCCUCCUCAAGAGGCGCUCCCACCACCAUCAGGGGUAUGUCGAGGUACCUUGAACCCAGGAAGUCUUAGACCUGUUGGC
Molecule: messenger RNA, 4578 nt
Organism: Amorphotheca resinae ATCC 22711
Lineage: Eukaryota; Fungi; Ascomycota; Leotiomycetes; Helotiales; Amorphothecaceae
Exons: 2
Coding region: 108-4361 (1417 amino acids)
Cellular component (GO): Ski complex
Molecular function (GO): protein binding
Source: RefSeq, a predicted model, not a curated record